Messenger RNA from Gilbertella persicaria, 300 nucleotides. RefSeq lists its product as uncharacterized. Bases 1 to 300 code for a protein of 99 amino acids. The record is from RefSeq and is a predicted model, not a curated record. The transcript is spliced from 3 exons. Lineage: Eukaryota; Fungi; Mucoromycota; Mucoromycetes; Mucorales; Choanephoraceae.
AUGUUCCAAAGCAAAAGUUAUAUUGAGAAAAGACACGGGAAAGACAAGGCAAAUAGAACAGACUAUUUGACACAACUUGUACAAGAGUAUCAAGUGACUACAAACACUCAAUACUCAAUAGAAGCGAGGCAACAAAUACUUGCUCAUUUGGCUAACUUUGCUUAUGAUCCCAUCAAUUACAAUACCCUUUGGGAUCUAUACGCAGUUGAUCUGUUUUUAGUCAUAGAUGCAUUGAAUGAUUCUAAUCUCCAAGAGUUCGGCAUGGGAGGAUUAGCCAACAUUUGUCUUGGUAAGCUUUGA